Brassica napus (rape) is the source of this 3602-nucleotide messenger RNA. RefSeq names its product probable receptor-like protein kinase At5g59700. Gene Ontology annotation, cellular component: plasmodesma; plasma membrane. Gene Ontology annotation, molecular function: ATP binding; transmembrane receptor protein tyrosine kinase activity. NCBI's taxonomy places the organism in Eukaryota, Viridiplantae, Streptophyta, Magnoliopsida, Brassicales, Brassicaceae. Bases 995 to 3502 code for a protein of 835 amino acids. The record is from RefSeq and is a predicted model, not a curated record. Gene Ontology annotation, biological process: protein autophosphorylation. The transcript is spliced from 2 exons.
UAGGUUGAUAUCCAAGCAUUAUAUUGCAAAAUUCCCAACUGGCAAGGACUAUUUUUAUAUAUAGUGGGAUCAUAUUACCGCUAUUUUGAUCAAAAUGUAGUGGGUGGGAUCUUAUCACUCCUUUCACGUAAACUAUAAUAUAUGUUAUGUUACAUGUAGGCGAAUUAAUAGUGGGGGUGGUUAAUGUCGUCAUUCUUCAUUUAUUUUCAAUCGAUAAGUUUUGACACAGUGACUUGUAAGUUUAUGUACAAAACCUUGUGUUGAACCUCCCAGCAGAGCAAAAAUGGAAUAGCAUAUUCAUUGAGAAUCUAUUACUGAAUCCCAUGAACAGAAACCGAAACAUUUCAUGUGCUUUCUUCAUCGAAAGUUUGGUAUAUGCGUUGAGAAAAUUCACAAUACCCGAAAUAUGCUGACUUUCGUUCAUAUAUCCACUACCUUAAUUUUUAUUUCAGAAAAAAUAAAAUAACAAUAUAUCGAUCAACUUUAUGAUAGAGUGUAGCGCUAAUAGAGAGAGUAUUAGGAGUGACGAUGCAGACGAAAACGAUAUGAUAAUCAUUAUUAAUAACCAAAAUAAACCGGGAGGAGGAAAAAGUGUUAAAUAUUGUUAUUUCUUGACACAUUAAAAGCGGUCUAGUGUAACGUACCAACUUUACGUUUUCUGCAAGUUUUUUUUUUCUGGUAAAAAAACUUGAGUGGAAAAUUUCGUCGUCUUCAGCCAUCAGAAAAAUCUUACUGACAAAUUCAAUUCAGUUCUUUCAUUUUUUGUUUGUUAGCUAGCUUCAACACACACACAUGCAUAUAUUAAAUUAAUAUAUUCUUAAAAUAUAUACAUACAGUUCUUUUUUUCAUAUUUUCACAAAAAAAAAAAAACAAAUACAUCUCUAUAUUCUCUAAUGGAACCUCUGUGUUAAGCUCCAUAUACAGUUUUCAAGCAAAUCUUGAGAUCAAACUCUUACCACUCUCAUGGAUUCCUUUCCUUAAAGGUUUUGUGAAGAUGGGUGGUGAAAAGUUUGAAUUUUUGAUCUGGGUUUCAUCUAUUUCUUGCCUACUCUGCCUCUGCUAUGGAUACGUACCUGCGGAUAACUACCUCAUCAACCUUGGAUCACCCAACAAUGUCACUGUGACCGGUCGUGUGUUCAUCUCUGAUACCCUCGCCUCAAACCUCUUAACCUCUACCAGCGAAACCCUCGCCGCAAGUAACAGCAACUCUGUUUCAGAUAUCUACCAGACGGCGAGAAUCUUCACCGGAAUCUCCAAGUACAGAUUCUCCGUCGCUCCAGGCCGACACUGGCUUCGUCUCCAUUUCAGUCCUUUUCAUUACCAAACCUUCCAAAUGGAGUCAGCCAAAUUCUCUGUCUCGUCGCAGACACAUGUCUUCUUGAGUGAUUUCACCGUGACGUCAAGAGUUAUUAUGAAGGAGUAUUAUCUGAACGUAGACACGGAUCAUCUAGAGCUCACGUUUACUCCCUCCGGUAACUCUUUCGCGUUUGUGAACGCACUCGAGGUUGUUUCGGUACCUGAUACAUUGAUCAGCGGUGAUCCUUCGUUCGCGGGGAGUCACGGGAGCUUUAACGAGUUGUCAUUGCAAGCUCUCGAGACGGUUCAUAGAUUAAACAUGGGCGGUCCGCGCGUUACACCUGAUAACGACACUCUUUCGAGGACCUGGGAGACAGAUUCUGAGUUUCUAGUCGAGAAGAAUCUAGUCAAGAACGUGUCCAAGAUUCCAAGCGUUCGUUAUAAACCCGAGUUCGCAACGGAGGAGACUGCUCCUAAAAGUGUAUACGGUACUUGCAGCGAGAUGAACUCCGGAUCUAACCCGGCUAGCAAUUUCAACGUGACGUGGGAGUUCGAAGUCGAAACCGGUUUCAAGUACUUUCUCCGGUUCCAUUUCUGCGAUAUCGUGAGCAAGUCUCUAAACCAGCUCUACUUCAAUCUUUACGUUGACUCGAUGAUGGUUGUGAGGGAUCUUGAUCUAAGCUCUUAUGAAAUCAACGCUCUAGCCGUAGCAUACGUGAUGGAUUUUGUGACGGUAUCAGAAAAGAAGAGUGAUAGAAUCCGUGUGAGCAUUGGUCGGUCGAGUAUACACGGGGUUUACCCUGAUGGGAUUCUAAACGGGUUAGAGAUCAUGAAGAUGAAUAACUCCAAAAGUCAGCUUAGUACAGGGACGUUUCUCCCUGCUGGUGGUUUAACCAAGAAGAAGAAUGUUGGUUUGAUCGUUGGUGCAACGGUUGGUUCUUUGAUUGCUUUAGUGGUUCUUGGAGGUUUCUUUAUACUGUUCAAGAAACGAAGAGGAGGUAAUAAUCACUCAAAGACUUGGACUCCUUUGUCUACUAAUGGAGCAGCUUCAGGAUCAAGUGGAGCUACUGUUGCGAGUUUAGCUUCUAACUCAAGCUACCGAAUCCCUCUUGCAGCGGUUAAAGAGGCGACGAACAGCUUCGACGAGAACCGUGCUAUUGGAGUGGGAGGUUUUGGUAGAGUGUACAAAGGAGUGCUUCAAGACGGCACGCAAGUAGCUGUUAAAAGAGGCAACCCAAAGUCUCAGCAAGGCUUUGAGGAGUUCAAGACGGAGAUCGAGAUGUUGUCUCAGUUCCGACACCGACAUUUGGUGUCUUUGAUCGGUUACUGCGACGAGAACAGGGAGAUGAUUCUUGUUUACGAGUACAUGGAGAACGGAACGUUAAAGAGUCAUCUCUACGGCUCUGGUUUACCUACCUUGAGUUGGAAGCAACGUCUCGAGAUAUGUAUUGGAUCAGCUAGAGGGUUGCAUUAUCUCCACACCGGUGACUCUAAAUCAGUGAUCCACAGAGAUGUGAAGUCUGCAAACAUUUUGCUAGACGAGAAUCUCAUGGCGAAAGUUGCGGACUUUGGACUGUCGAAGACCGGACCAGAGAUAGACCAGACUCAUGUGAGUACUGCUGUGAAAGGAAGCUUCGGUUAUCUCGACCCUGAGUACUUUAGAAGACAGCAGCUCACUGAGAAGUCAGAUGUUUACUCGUUCGGAGUCGUUAUGUUCGAGGUUCUAUGCGCGAGGCCCGUUAUAGACCCGACGCUUCCUAGAGAGAUGGUGAAUCUUGCGGAAUGGGCGAUGAAAUGGCAGAAGAAAGGACAGCUUGAACAUGUUAUUGAUCAGUCCUUGCGCGGUGAGAUCGUACCUGAUUCGCUGAGGAAGUUUGGUGAGACGGGGGAGAAGUGUUUAGCUGAUUAUGGAGUUGAUAGGCCGUCGAUGGGAGAUGUGUUGUGGAAUCUUGAGUAUGCUUUGCAGCUUCAAGAAGCUGGGGUUGAUUGUGAUCAAGAAGAUGAUAAUAGUACCAACAUGAUCGGUGAGUUGCCUUUACGGUUUAAUGAUUAUAACAACCGUGGAGACACGAGUGUUAGUGUUGGUGUAGUAACUAGAGAGGGACGGUUUGGAGAAGGAGAAGAAGAAGAGUCGUGUGUUGAUGAUCUUUCAGGUGUUUCCAUGAGUAAAGUCUUCUCACAGCUCGUUAAAUCUGAAGGACGAUAAGAAUCUUUGUUCUGCUCAAACUUUUAUUUCUUCUGUACAUGAUUAACGAGUAGACUGUGAUUUAAUUAAGUAACCGGUUCGCUUCGGUUUAAUCACCUAA